Lycium ferocissimum is the source of this 1522-nucleotide messenger RNA. RefSeq names its product bZIP transcription factor 12-like. The transcript has 4 exons. The record is from RefSeq and is a predicted model, not a curated record. Gene Ontology annotation, cellular component: nucleus. Gene Ontology annotation, molecular function: DNA-binding transcription factor activity. NCBI's taxonomy places the organism in Eukaryota, Viridiplantae, Streptophyta, Magnoliopsida, Solanales, Solanaceae. Bases 272 to 1084 code for a protein of 270 amino acids. Gene Ontology annotation, biological process: positive regulation of DNA-templated transcription.
AGUGUACAUAAAACACACUUUGUUUGUGUCUAUGUACUAGGAUACUCCAAACUUCACAAACCACUUUACUGUGUUCCUCUUUGGAGUUUGUCUCUUACAAAAACUAACAACACUUUCAAAUUACCAGUCAACAAGAAGAAGAAAAACUCAUACAAAAAAAGAUCCAAACUUCCCUUCAAUCCCCUCAAGAAUCAGUUAUUGGAUAUUAAAAUUCUAGCGAAAAAGAAGAAGAAGAAGAAGAAAAAAAGAGAUCCCUAAAAAGACGGCAAGUAUGGCGUCAAAGGUGAUGGCGUCAUCAUCAAGAACGCCUAAUUCGGAUCGUUCUUCUCUUCAAAACCCAACUUCUUCAUCUUCUUCUUCUUUACAUUCUGAUCCUUCUAGAAACUUCGGUUCUAUGAACAUGGAUGAAAUCCUCAACAACAUUUACUCUGAUCCUACCGACCCUUUUUCUUCCACCAACACCACCCCCACCACCGAUGUGGGUCCCAAUAAAACCGUAGAUGAAGUCUGGAAGGAAAUUGUAGCAGGGAGUAAUAGUAGGGAGCCAGAGAUGACUUUGGAGGAUUUCUUGACCAAAGCUGGUGCUGUUACAGAGGAAGAUGUUAGAGUUCCGGUGUCUGCCGGAGGAGGGUUUGUGGUGGAUAAUCCAAUGAAUUGUCAGUUUCCAGUGGGCAUGCAGAGUAAUGGACCUCCAGGGGGGUAUGGUAAUAUGGAACCCCAACCCCAUAUGGGAUAUGGAAAUGGGGGGGUUGUGGCUAUUAGUGCAACUGGGAGUGGUAGUGGAAGAGGGAAGAGAAGGUCAACUGUUGAUGAAUUGCCGGUUGAUAAAGCUACACAGCAGAAACAGAGAAGGAUGAUCAAGAAUAGAGAGUCUGCUGCCAGGUCUAGAGAGCGAAAACAGGCUUAUACAGUGGAAUUGGAGUCUUUGGUUACUCAAUUGGAGGAGGAAAAUGCAAGGCUGUUGAGAGAAGAGGAGGAGAAGAAUAAGGAGAGACUUAAGCAGAUUAUGGAAAACCUGAUGCCAGUUGUAGAGAAGCGAAGACCACCAAGAGUUCUGCGAAGAGUUCGAUCAAUGAGCUGGUAGGUUGUCCUAAAAGCUCCUUAACCAUAUGAAGUAUCAAUGACGGUGCUGCUGAAAGCUCAGAGGAGGAAGAGGUUGUUCUGGUUACCAAAGGAACUUGGACCGUACAUAUCUGUAGUUAACUUAUUAGAUGAUGGAGCCGUUAAAGAGACCACUUCCAAACUGAAGCUGAGAAAAGCUGCUAAGUUCUAUUAUGAAUUAUGCAUGAAGGGGGGAGUAUGUAGUGUUAGGCUUAUGCUUUGAUAGCUUUCUAUAGUUUGUUCGCGUAGUUAGAAGAGAAUAUACUGUACUUUUAGCUUCCGCAGGCAUAUCAUGCUGGUUGCAGGGAAGAGUGAAACUUGGUUCUCUGUUUAUACUACCUAACUAAUGUUACAGUAGUGUCUGUUUUUAGAAUAAGAAUGGAUCUUGCAAAUCUUGCAAUUAUGAGUAUUCAUGUGCCCA